CACAUUAUCACAGGUUAAUUGGGUUUUUGGAUCAGAACCUCAUGCUUGUCAAAAAAAUUAAUUUUGAUAUUAGAGAGUUUAAGGGUUAAAAAUCAGUUACAAUGAGUGUGCAACAAUCAUAUGAAGCACUUUGUAGAAAAAGCCUUGAAGAUUUGUGCUUACAGAAAGGGUUGUCUUUUAAGGAAAAAAAUCCAGAUCAAGAACUGAAAAAUCUGCUAAUGGCAAAUGAUCAGGAAGCAGACCCAGUGAGAAUGCUUGCAAUAAGAAACAAACAACAACUUGAAUUUGAACAGAAGCGUAUGGAUCUUUGUUUACUGGAGAAGCAAAAGAUAGCUAAAUGGAAAAAGAGGCUAAAGAAAGGAUUAAUAAAAUGGAAAAAGGUCCAUUUAAAGCAUAUAGAAUGGCUAGCUGCUGAGAAGGCUCACCAGAUGCAACAGGAAUCUGCCAGACUUCAGCUCCAGGUGUUAGAAGAGCAGAAAAAGCUAACACAACCUGCAACUCCAUCCCCUCUGGACAACAAAAAUUGGGACAUAGAGGAAUUUCUGUCUAUCUUUGAACAUCUAUGUGAAAUUCACCAUAUCCCAGAGGCUCAGCGUAUGCCUGUCCUGCUGACCAGAUUAACUGGGAAAGCCAGGGAAGUGUUCAAUGAAAUGGGUAUGGAUGAAGCCUUGAAUUAUGUAAAAUAUAAAUAUACUGUAUUAAAACAUUUUAAGGUUACCUCUGAAACUUACAGGUUGAAAUUUAGAAAUUUUAAAAUGUCUAAUGUUUUUUCUUAUGUGGAAUGUGCUCAUAAACUGUUAGAUUUUGUCAGUAAGUGAAUUACUGCUGAGAAAGCUUUGGGUAAUUUUGAAUAGUUAAUGCAAUGAAUUACACUUGAACAAAUGUUAAAUUUGGUGCUAGAUGAGAUCUGGGAUGCUAUAUGCGAUGGAAAGCCCAAUUGUGUUUUGCAAGCUGCUGAAAUUGCACUGAAAUUGUCAUGAAAGAAGUAAGCCCCUGGGAAAGAGUAAUCACUAUUCACCCCAGUUUAAAAGAAAGGAAGGGUCUAGGAGUAAAUCUAACCCCAGCGUGGAUAAAAAAGCUCAUGGGAGCCUAGAGUUCAAAACCUCUUACGCUAAAGGAAGGCCGGUUACCUGUUACCAAUGUGGAAUGCCUGGGCACAUAAAGCCAAAUUGUCCAGAAUUCGAAACCACCCCACCACCUUAUACCCCUGUGAGUGCCAAAACCAUAUCUAUGAGUGCAGAUGCUAACCCUGUAAAUGUUAAUGUUAUCUCCCUAGCUCCAAAGGAGAAUGUAGGGGAUGGACAGGGUCUCGUGAAUUAUGUCAGAACUGAGUCUUGGAGGCGUAGUGACAAAUUUAUUAGAAAUUCAAAGGUGAAUGGUGUGGAUUGUCGAGGUUGGCAUGACACAGUAUCAGACAUUACUUUGGUUAAGUGUUAUGUCCGAGAGGAGGACGAACUGGCAGGCAAGAAGAUAACUGUUCUGGCUUUAGCCAGGUUUCCUGUAACUGUUCCUUUAACUAAGAUCCAUCUGGAGUGGGGCAGAUUUUAAUGGUGAACUGAUGGUAGGCAUUCGAGAUAAACUUCCAGCAGAUGCUCUGAUAGGGGAUGACAUUAUGACUGAGUUUAAUACAGUUAAUGUCAUAACAAGGUCUCAAGGGAAGUAUGGUGCUGAUGCCUUUAGCUUGCCUGAUGUCAGUGAAAAGAGCUGCGAAGGGGAGGAGAUGGCCUCCAGCCCUUCAGCUAUAGAGUCUGGCAGCCCGUAGGUGAAAAAAUCUUCCUGAUGUGUCAGAGAUGGUUCUGAAUUUAAGUGAAAUCAAGAAGGCAUUUAUUGUGGCCCCAUAGAGCAAUGUUUCAUUGGAACUGGCCAGGGUCAGUGCUCAGAGUAAUGCCCCAACUGAGGAAGGAAGGGCUACAGUCUUGGUAAUUGAUGGAUUGUUGGCAAGGUUAUGCAACAUGAGUAUCCCUAUACAUUACCAGUUACCAGUGUGGAGAAUUGUGACAGUGAAGGAAAUGUUCCUGUGUCUGUUGGGGUAAUGACUUGCUACCCCAGUCUCCAAGCAGUUGUCUGUGAAUAGCCAUGUGUGCUGGGACAAAAGAAAGGAUAUCCCAAGCUGUUUGUCUGUUAAAGGGGAAUGUUUCUCCUGCUCUUUUCUGUUCGUAGAGCAGACAGAAAAAGCCUGUCAGCCUAUGAUGAUUGAAAAUUUAUCAGUGGACCCAGAGUUGAUUCUGGAUACAACUAAAGCCCAGGAAGGAAGUGGUCCUAAAUUUGUGUCUGCUAGGGAUGAUAACAUUGCACUAGGUUGCAUCCAGUUAAUGUCAUAAAUAGCUCCCGGAGACCAAGCGAUUAGGGUGCUUCUAUUUUGCCUGUUGCUAGUGUGUUGCUGGGUAAAGAUAUGGCAACUUUGUCUGAUCAGGGUGAUAUCAUAGCCAGGGCACAAGAAAAGCAUGAAGGUGAUUUGACUAUGUUACCCACUGACCAGAGGCGGCUCUACCAAUUUUGCCGCUCCAAGCAGUUGCUGCCGAAUUGCCCCUGUGCCUGGAAGAGCGGCGGAGCUGCCGCCCAAAAGCCGCAGAGGCAGGAAAUGCGGUGGAGCUGCUGCCAAAUUGCUGCUGUGGGACACGGACUGCCACCCCAUUCUGAAUGCCGCCCCAAGCACCUGCUUGGAAAGCUGGUGCCUGGAGCCAGCCCUGCCAAUGACAGUGUGGAAACUUGUAACAAGGAAGAGAAUAUUUUAAUCUUGUGACUAUGAAGUCUAGCAGUUUACCUGAAAGGGGGUUUUGUGAAAAUCCUCCUGAUGGGACGGAGGUGAUUCUGGAUUUAAGUGAAACCCAGAAAGAGUCUGUUGUUGCUCAGGAAAAUGUUCCUUUAGUGCCAGCUCUAUGUGAAAAGGGUAAGGACAGAAUUUCUGUGAAAAAUGGGUUGUUGCUUAGAAAGAUUCCUGAAGAGAAAAAUCUGAAGGGUAAUUUUUGCAAGCAGUUUGCUGCAACUGAUGGGUGUGGAAGUGAUUUGAUUGAGUUAACUCAGGGUAUAGAGAAAGCAACAGUUUGUUUGGGAGACUUGUUCCAGUUCCUAACUGCCAGAGUCUUUCCGAGGUGUAUAGAUCCACUGACUUUGCUUUAGAAAGACCUAGUGUGGAUAGCUUUGAAAAGGUUUUAAAUGAAAUAAAAAUUGUUAGGGAAUUUAAACAGCCCUACAAGCUUGUUCGGGAGACAAUGUUGUUGGAAUAUGAAUGUCUCCAUGUUGAUUCUUUAAGUAAAUUGUCUGUGACUCAGGUAGUGAGGAAAGAUCGGGUUAUUGGGUUACAAGGAUGCAGGGGAGAACAGGCAAACUCUCAUCUCUAGAUAUUUUGGAUAUGACUUGUAGUCUCUUAGUGGACUUCUGAUUCCAUGUGGAAGCAGAGGUUGGUAAUGGAAGGACAAAGGAACCUGGAGUCUAACAUGCUAGUGAAAAUGGAUGGUAUCUCUUUAAGACAGAGUCCAACCUUGGAAUUGGUAAAGCUUGAGGAUUUGAAAACUAGUAAACAAGCUAAUGUCUGUAUUGAUGCAAAUUACCUGACUGACUGGGGGGAGAAAGACUUGUCCAUAGCCAUUAGCAAAGAGGACAUGCCCAGCCACCAAUGGAUUCUGUUACACAAAAGAGUUCAGAUUUUUGACCCUACUGGACAGGGAGGAAGGGAAGGAUUAAACCUUGCAAAUAAAAGCCAUAGUAAAAUACCAAAACACCAAGGAAGUGGUUAACUGAAAGCCUAUGUUAAGGAAGACCCCGAGGUCAAGAAAAAGCUACAAAGAUUCAAAAGGGAUAUUGAACAAGAUGACCUAAAGAAUGAUUUGUCUAAACCAAAGGCUUGCAUGACAAAAAUUACUGUAAAUGUACACUUAUGAUAAAACUGAUGUUAUUGCUAAUGACUGUAACUAACUUGUUGCUGAUACCAAGAACUGUAAAAAUGUACAAUAUGCAUGUUUUUUUUUUUUUAAAAACACUUGAAUGUGUUGGGGGUGAUACAUAAGAAUUCAUUGUGUUGUAAAAGCCUUCAUGGUUAUACUGUUUCAUUACAUGACAACACAUACUAUGU
Messenger RNA from Dermochelys coriacea (leatherback sea turtle), 4072 nucleotides. RefSeq lists its product as uncharacterized. The record is from RefSeq and is a predicted model, not a curated record. Bases 102 to 818 code for a protein of 238 amino acids. NCBI's taxonomy places the organism in Eukaryota, Metazoa, Chordata, Testudines, Dermochelyidae. The transcript is spliced from 2 exons.